Molecule: messenger RNA, 1389 nt
Organism: Penicillium brevicompactum
Lineage: Eukaryota; Fungi; Ascomycota; Eurotiomycetes; Eurotiales; Aspergillaceae
Product: amidohydrolase
Exons: 5
Coding region: 1-1389 (462 amino acids)
Molecular function (GO): hydrolase activity, acting on carbon-nitrogen (but not peptide) bonds
Source: RefSeq, a predicted model, not a curated record
AUGUUGUAUACUCGUGCCACUAUCGUGACUGUUGAUGCUUCGCGUCGCAUCAUCACGGAUGGCGCGAUUCGUGUGGUUGGCAAUGUCAUUGAAGAUAUUGGCAAGGCCGAGACCCUGGAGGAGAGAUAUCCUGGCGAGGAGGAAUGCGAUCUCUCCGGUCGGAUCAUCAUUCCUGGGUUGAUCUCGACCCACAUGCAUACGGCACAGACCCUCCUGCGAGGCACCGCCGAUGACCUGGAGCUGGUGUCAUGGCUGUGUGAGCGGAUCUGGGUCCUUCAAGGCAAUUUCACCGCCGAAGAUGGGUACGCUGCGGCACGCUUGAGUAUUGGAGAAAUGCUGAAGUCUGGCACGACUUGUUUUUUGGAAAGCAUGUUUGCCGACCGAUACGGCUUCGAGGGUCUCUGUCGUGCCGUUGAAGAAAGUGGCAUUCGUGGCUGUCUCGGCAAGAUCGUCAUGGAUAUUGCCAAAUACGCUCAGGACGAUGCAUGGGCUAUGCAUCCUGGCCUCGUCGAGGACCGUGAGACCUCACUGCUGGGCACGGUCAAUAUGUGGGAGAAGUGGAACGGAGCAGCCAACGACAGAAUCAGAGUGUGGUUCGGUGCUAGGACCCCCGGAGGAGUAUCCGACGCGCUUUACAAAGAAAUGACGAGCAUUUCUAAGGAGAAGGGUAUCCCUAUCACCAUGCAUUGUGCUGAAGUCAAGGCCGAUCGUGACUUCUUCUCGUCCGUCUCUCACACUCCGAUGUCAUACUGUGACUCGGUUGGCUUGCUGGGUGAUUCCACAGUCCUUGUUCACAUGGUUCACCUGGAUGAUUCGGAUAUCAAGCUUCUCUCUUCUUCGGGGACACAUGUGGCACAUUGCCCGACCUCCAAUGCAAAGCUCGCAUCUGGCAUCUGCCGUGUUCCUGAUCUUCAGCGAGCUGGAGUCAAUAUUGGACUAGGCACCGAUGGUGCCCCAUGUAACAACACCUGCGAUCUGCUGCAGGAGAUGAAGCUUGCCGCGAUAAUCCACAAGGGAAUAUCGCAAGAUCCAACGGCCGUGCCAGCAGAGAGUGUACUUGAGAUGGCCACAAUCAACGGUGCCCGAGCCCUUGGCUUGGAAGACCGGAUUGGUAGCCUAGAGAUCGGCAAGAAAGCCGACUUUGUAGCGAUUGACGUGCGCGGAAUCCACACGCAGCCAUGGUUCAACCCCGUCAGUGCGGUUGUGUACACCGCCACAGGCCGGGACGUUGAUACUGUUGUGGUCGAUGGUCAGGUGGUUGUCCGGAACGGAGCGCUGUUGACGAUGAGUGAAGAGGCAAUCGUUCAGGAGGCCAAAAUGAGGAGUAAGGAGGUGGUUGAAAGGGCCGGGUUGGGCGUGAAGGUUCAACCUCGUUGGCCUGUCGAGUAG